Messenger RNA from Pyrgilauda ruficollis (rufous-necked snowfinch), 3154 nucleotides. RefSeq names its product nudix hydrolase 15 (gene NUDT15). Gene Ontology annotation, molecular function: 8-oxo-7,8-dihydrodeoxyguanosine triphosphate pyrophosphatase activity. NCBI's taxonomy places the organism in Eukaryota, Metazoa, Chordata, Aves, Passeriformes, Passeridae. Gene Ontology annotation, cellular component: cytosol. The transcript has 4 exons. Gene Ontology annotation, biological process: dGTP catabolic process. Bases 522 to 1400 code for a protein of 292 amino acids. The record is from RefSeq and is a predicted model, not a curated record.
CACAAGCACUGCAAAAAUCAGCCUGAACUAGGAAGUUUCUAACAAGCUAGAUUUUUAAGGCUUCAUUUCACUUCAAAUAAAGGAAACAAGCAGACGACACAUGAGCUUUACUACAGCAUUCCAAGCUAGCGAAUCCCUAGGCCCUAGCCUCCAAGGGAUUCCUUCUCCAAGCAGGACGUCCUCUCCUUGGCACGACUCCAAGGGAGAGGCGCUGAGCGACCCGCCGGCCCCGGGAGGCUGCGUGUAACUCGAGAGGGGCACUCACGGCGACCUUCCCCAGUACGUGGCAGGAGGAGAGGGUGGCAGCGAGCGUCACACACCGUGUCACACACCGUGUCACACACCGCAGCCUCCCGAGCGCCUUCGUGUCACCGCUUCCCACGGGCGCUGCAGCCAAAAACAAGCCCGCAUCCCCGAAUGGCAUCCACAGGAACCGAGAGCACAGGCUGGCGAGAUGCGAGCUGGAAGAAGAGUUUAACUAGCACAGCCCGACCCCUCCUACGAGCAAGGUGACGGCGGACAUGGAAACACGGAGAAUUCCAAGCAAGACAGGGGACGGGGGCGCUGAAAAUGAAGGGAAAAGGAACCACGCAGGGAAGACUUGCCACAAGCAAGAACAGCGGCUGCGGCGGGCCGCACACCAAAGCUGCCCCUCGUUGGCACAAACGCCUUUUCUGUUCCCGGUGACCUCACAAGUCGAGAGGCAGGGACGGCAGGCAAUCGGCAGGACCGGGCACCUCUCCGUGCCGAGCCCGCCUUGGAGCCCCGCCACCCUCCUCGCCGCUCACGUCACCGCCACGCGCAUCUCGCGUGCUCCGGACACACCCCCGCCAAGGGCUGCCAAAACCCGGGAUCCCGAACCCCGAUUGGCGGAUCCGCCCCCGCCUGCCCGAGCGCCCGGGGCUGCCAUGGGCGAGCAGGCGGCUGAGCCCCGGCGGCCCGGGGUCGGCGUGGGGGUGGUGGUCACCAGCGCCGCGCACCCCGACUGCGUCCUCCUGGGCAAGCGGAAAGGCGCGCUGGGCGCCGGCACCUACCAGCUCCCCGGAGGCCACCUGGAGUUCGGGGAGAGCCUGGCGGAGUGCGCGGCGCGGGAGACGCUGGAGGAGGCGGCGCUGCCGCUGCGCCACGUGCGGUUCGCGUCGGCCGUGAACGCGGUGUGCGCGUCCCAGCGCUACCACUAUGUCACCGUGCUCAUGAAGGGAGAGGCCGAGCCGGGCGCCGAGCCGCGCAACCAGGAGCCCGACAAGAACGAGGGCUGGGAAUGGGUCAAAUGGAAUGAAUUUCCUCCAGCAGACCAAUUGUUCUGGGCAUUGCGCUGUUUAAGAGAGCAAGGUUACAAUCCCUUCACAGAAGAACUCGAUCAUCUAAAGGGGUACACGGGAAGUCACCAAUUAGAGUAAAAACAAAGUGUAUGUUAUGUGACAAACUAAAGGACAGACCUGCUUUUUUGAUGUAGAAGAAAAAAAAGAUACGAAGCGCUCACCCUGCCCAUGUGAAAAUAUUGCCUUUCCCAAAGAAGAACAUGCCAACUGUUUCAGUGUUUUUCCCAUAUUUCACACAACAGUUGUCUCUCAUUCCAGACCCAUUUCUAGGUUUAGCAGCUAACAAUUAAGGUUUGCUUUUACAGAAAAUUCAGUGUUUUAUCUAGUUAAUCUUUAUAUUGAUGAACAGCCAUUUGGAAAUCAGCACUAGCCAGGGAAGCUUACUCUCUUAAAAGCAGUUGCAGCAAAACUUACUCAUUUAAACCUGCUUUCCUGUAAUUAUUGGACCAAUUUUAAAACUUAGCCUAGUCUCUUAGCUUCAGUUAUGAAACUACUGUCAUGAACAAAAGUUACAUUUAAUAGACAAUGCCUUUUUUCCCUGCAGACAGCAGUAUACACUUGAAAAUCAAAAGACUAUUAUAAAUGUGCAAAGAUUGUAAUGACUUAUUGCAGGGAAUGAAAAUUCCCUAACCCUUCUUGCCAGUUGCUUUCAUAACAGACUUCUGUUAUAGCCUCAGUUACAUUGAAUUUAUGUGCAGAAAUGUCUCAGAUCUCUGCAACUGACCAGAGUUUGUACUGAAUUCUUGGAAUGCAGAGGUGCCUACUCUACUAGGCUGACACAAAUCUCGUUUAUAGGUGUAGCUCCAUGGCAAAAAUCAUACUUUGUGGCUAAAAAGAGUUGUCAGUAUUAAACAGCACAGAUGGGUGCAGUUCUGUACGGCUGGCUAUUGAGAUUUGGUAAAAUUUUGAAUUUUCAGUUUGACUGAUUAAAUGACUAAGUCGUUAGUGAAUGAAAUUACAGCACCCAACAGUACAUACAAAACCAAGGAGUUAAUAUUUUUAAUUUUUCUAGAAUCUGUAAGUAAUUUUGAUUCUUUUCCAGCUGUUGUCAUAAGACAUCAGCAAUUAAUUUUAAGAUAUAACUUUUAAAUAAAUCACUAGUUGGCUCAUUUUUUUUCUUGUCAGGGUUCUUUAUAGCACAUCUCUUGUCUAUUUCCUUUAGAUAUACUCAUUGUACAAAAAUGUUGUAAGAUAUCUUUAAUUUCUUUUGAAUAAAGUACAGGUACAAUACUGAGAGAUUAAAAUUGCCUGAAGUUAUGAACUGACUUCUCAGUUCUUAAAAGAAAUCAGCUUGAGGGAUUUAAAGCUCUUCCUUGCUUUGAACAUACAUUUUUUUAAAUGGAGAUGGCUCUUCUGGCUGAGAAACAGACAGAGUGAUGAGUCAUAAGGAUGCUACUGCCCCUAGCAAUCCUCCUGCUUAGAGUUUGAAGUAUUAAUUACGUGCAACUUCCCUUAGGACAGACACCCGUUCUCUGAAGUCAAGAAAGAAGUAACGUUACACAGCAGUCUUGAAACGGGAAGUUUCUCCAAAAAUUGCUACUGUAACUUUGUAAAAAGCUUAUUUUUCUAUUCAAAAGUGGAGACUUGCUUCCUGCAAGCAACCUUAUGUACACUGAAAAUUAUUCCGUUCAGCUGUCAACACAGAAGCUGUAGGAAGAGUUGACAGAUGUCCUGCCCAUCUGUCACAAAGAAUAAUAAAGAAAAAAAAAUUAAAUUAUUUAGUACAAUUUUAAAUUUUAGAAAACAUCUAUGUAUUGAUGAGAAAAUAGGGACCACUGUAAAAUGGUAUGUCAUGCAAUAAAUACUUUCUUGGCAUAUUUUGCUAAUGGUUA